This is a messenger RNA of Nannospalax galili (Upper Galilee mountains blind mole rat), 2592 nucleotides long. RefSeq names its product serine hydroxymethyltransferase 1 (gene Shmt1). Gene Ontology annotation, biological process: cellular response to leukemia inhibitory factor; protein homotetramerization; L-serine catabolic process. The record is from RefSeq and is a predicted model, not a curated record. The transcript is spliced from 13 exons. Gene Ontology annotation, molecular function: glycine hydroxymethyltransferase activity; pyridoxal phosphate binding; mRNA 5'-UTR binding. Bases 216 to 1670 code for a protein of 484 amino acids. NCBI's taxonomy places the organism in Eukaryota, Metazoa, Chordata, Mammalia, Rodentia, Spalacidae. Gene Ontology annotation, cellular component: cytoplasm; nucleus; cytosol.
CAAAUCCAGGUUUGUGCGGAGGCGGCGGGUCACGUGGUGUGCAGUCUGCAGAUGCUCUGGCGGAACCGCGUUUAGGUGGGAAGCUUUAGCUGCUUAGAGAGUUGGAGGCCAUCCUGGACUACGGAUUCAGACCGUGUCACAAAAGUCCACCAUCGAAAGUAGAUUUUAUGGGUAUACAUGGAUUGCCUGCAUGUAGGCAACUUUGAACCAGUGAGAUGGCGGUUCCUGUCAAUGGAGCCCACAGGGAUGCUGCCCUCUGGUCUUCUCAUGAUAAGAUGUUGGCUCAGUCCCUCAAGGACAGUGACAUUGAGGUUUAUAGCAUUAUCAAAAAGGAAAGUAACCGGCAAAGGGUUGGAUUGGAGCUGAUUGCCUCAGAGAAUUUUGCCAGCCGAGCAGUAUUGGAGGCCCUGGGAUCUUGCUUAAAUAACAAAUACUCAGAGGGGUACCCAGGCCACAGGUAUUACGGUGGGACCGAGUUCAUUGAUGAGCUGGAGACACUGUGUCAGAAGCGAGCACUGCAGGCCUAUCAUCUGGACCCUCAGUGCUGGGGGGUCAAUGUCCAGCCUUAUUCAGGCUCCCCUGCAAACUUUGCUGUGUACACUGCCCUCGUGGAGCCCCAUGGGCGUAUCAUGGGUCUGGACCUGCCAGAUGGAGGCCAUCUUACUCAUGGCUUCAUGACAGACAAGAAGAAAAUCUCUGCGACAUCUAUUUUCUUCGAAUCUAUGCCCUAUAAGGUAUACCCAGAAACUGGCUACAUCAACUAUGACCAGCUGGAGGAGAAUGCCCGCCUCUUUCACCCAAAGCUGAUCGUUGCAGGUACCAGCUGCUACUCUCGAAACCUAGACUAUGCACGUUUGCGGAAGAUUGCUGAUGAAAACCGGGCAUAUCUCAUGGCAGACAUGGCACACAUCAGUGGGCUGGUGGCAGCUGGUGUGGUGCCAUCCCCUUUUGAACACUGCCAUGUAGUGACCACCACAACCCACAAAACGCUGAGAGGCUGCCGUGCUGGUAUGAUAUUCUACAGAAAAGGUGUGCGGAGUGUGGAUCCCAAGACUGGAAAAGAGAUUCUGUAUGACCUGGAAUCUCUCAUCAACUCUGCUGUGUUCCCAGGCCUCCAAGGGGGUCCCCACAAUCAUGCCAUUGCUGGUGUUGCUGUGGCUCUGAAGCAGGCCAUGACUACAGAAUUCAAAGUCUACCAGCUCCAGGUGAUAGCCAAUUGCAGGGCUCUGUCUGAGGCUCUCACAGAGCUAGGCUACAAAAUAGUCACAGGUGGUUCUGACAACCAUUUGAUCCUAGUGGAUCUCCGUUCUAAGGGCACAGAUGGGGGAAGGGCUGAGAAGGUGUUAGAAGCCUGUUCUAUUGCCUGCAACAAGAAUACCUGCCCAGGUGACCGGAGUGCACUACGGCCCAGUGGACUUCGACUGGGGACUCCAGCACUGACAUCCCGUGGACUUUUGGAAAAAGAUUUCCAAAAAGUAGCAGACUUUAUCCACAGAGGGAUAGAACUGACUCUGCAGAUUCAGAAUGACAUGGAUGCAAGAGCCACGCUCAAAGAGUUCAAGGAGAAACUGGCAGGGGAUGAGAAGUACCAGAGUGCUGUACAGGCUCUCCGGGAGGAAGUGGAGAGUUUUGCUUCCAACUUCUCACUUCCUGGUCUGCAGGACUUCUGAAGGAACCAGCUCGCCCUGCACCUGACAUAUGUUGGAUUGCCCUCCUGCAGGCUGCUCUAGGCCUAUGCAGUGGACCUACUGAAUUGUACUGAGUUCUCAAGUGCAUUUCCGUCAGAUUUCUCAUCUUUACAUAAAUCAAAACUUAAGUAAAUCCUAUUUUUAAUAAUUCUGAGACAGUUCAUUAAGUACUUUAAAUUGGAACGUCACUUCUCAAAAGCUGUAUAUAAUUCUGGAAAAUAUGCUGUGUAGCCAUUUGAUCUCACAGACCGCAGUAAAGGUGAGAACUAUUAGGAAAUUCCAGUAUUCUCCCAAAUCUAAGCUUAAUGGGCUCUGUGUCACGUAAACAAAGUCUAGGGUCACAGCUUAUAAAUUCUGUCUAUUCUUCCUGUUUUGCCCAGUAGGAUGCCAUAAGAGCACUGUUCAGAUUUUACUGGGCAAUUCCAAAUUUCCUGCUCUAGGCUUGAAAUUAUAAGCUAGAUGAGUGAAUAGCAAGAGUUUACUGUCAGCAGCUUGAACUAUACUGUACAAGGGUUAGGGGUGUCAUCAGAGGUAAAGCACAUGCUUACUGUGCAUGAGGUCCUGGGUUUAUCCCUAGGAGCACCCCCCCCCCCAGCCCACAGUCUUGUAGAACUGGCCUCCUCCACCAAUCAGCCUGGUCUGAGAAUCAGUGGAGGCCAGGGGAUUCCUGUUCCACCUGCCCAAGAUAACCAGUUCCCUCCUAUAAGCAGGAACUCACACGUCACCUUCCCAAAGAAUCUUUAUUUUUCACAUAGCUGAAUUGCAAGCCAUAGGUGACUGUUUUUUAAUAAGCACAAUCAAAUUUUUAACCACAGAAUGUCUACAAGAAUUAUAGCUUUAAAAAAUACAACCAAUUUUUAUAUUUUAAAAAUAUCUGAACUCAAAUAAAUUUCUAAAAAGUACA